AAAGCGCGCGACGACACACCUUCUGUGAAGUACCGCAUUAAACCAUCUGCGAUCAAAAGGUUUCGUACGCUCUCCCCAAACAGACGUCAUGCAUUCUCUCUACGGUUUAUCCCCUAGCGCUCCAGCCUACAUCAACAAGGCUUUCGUUCUGGUGAUCGUCGCCGCGUCUCUUGUUGUAAACUCCUCCGGUGUUCUGUUGCCGUCGGAUCUCGGUGACGGCACGACGCCCAACUUGAAAGCAAUCUUUCUCGGUCGUUGUUAUGAUUGCGAAUAUUGCUCUGAAGAACAGGCAGGGUUGUACAACUGUUCGGGUCUGUGGGACGCCUUUAGUUCGAGUUUUUCCUACCAGGAGCCUUGUAACAGCGUGCCAGAGGACUUCGAUGACUUUGUCAGCAUGGCCUUCGUCCCUCUCGCCGAUAACCAGACACUAUUCUAUUCAGGAAUGUAUAGCAUUGCAAUGGCCAUCGGCAGGCAGUCCUCCGAUUUCACCAACAUCGAACUCACGAUGCUUGGUGGGCUUGUGGACGGGAUGACCUUCUGCGGCAUGGUCGACGCUCCGGGGAUAAAUUACGACGCUUGUCCGACGUUCGACAGUUGUGAAAACGAUGUAGAUGCAUUGUGGAAAGAGUCGUCACAAUAUUUUGCUGGCCAAGCGAGUGGUGAGGUCACUGUUAUACUGGAUGGGAGCAGAGCAGACGGGGCGUAUCGACCAAAAAGCUUCUUUCGGCCCCAGGAGGUGGCCAAUCUUGACCCAGCUAAAGUGACGUCACUGACGGCUUACGUUGUCCAUAGCCUUAACGGAGACGUGACAGAAAAGUGUGUGACAGGUUCAUUGUUGCAAUUACAAGAAGACGUAGCGACAAGGGAAUUAAAUUUGAAUGCAUUGACGAUCCAAGCAUCACUCGCCACGUUCAAUGCAUCCAGGAUCCAGGACACGAAACAUGUCGACCCUAAACAGAUUCGGCCCCCGCGACUUUCGGCUCGCCAACGGUUCUAAUCCUAGGGUGAUCACACUGCCUGUGCACACAGUCUGCCCCAUGCACACACAACAACACAACAGCAGUCAG
Strongylocentrotus purpuratus (purple sea urchin) is the source of this 1067-nucleotide messenger RNA. Its product is annotated as ADP-ribosyl cyclase/cyclic ADP-ribose hydrolase 2. Gene Ontology annotation, biological process: positive regulation of B cell proliferation. The record is from RefSeq and is a predicted model, not a curated record. Gene Ontology annotation, molecular function: phosphorus-oxygen lyase activity; NAD+ nucleosidase activity. Lineage: Eukaryota; Metazoa; Echinodermata; Echinoidea; Camarodonta; Strongylocentrotidae. The transcript is spliced from 7 exons. Bases 89 to 997 code for a protein of 302 amino acids. Gene Ontology annotation, cellular component: plasma membrane.